Notolabrus celidotus (New Zealand spotty) is the source of this 2939-nucleotide messenger RNA. Its product is annotated as protein rapunzel-like. The record is from RefSeq and is a predicted model, not a curated record. The transcript is spliced from 4 exons. Lineage: Eukaryota; Metazoa; Chordata; Actinopteri; Labriformes; Labridae. The coding region runs from base 217 to 909 and encodes 230 amino acids.
UGGGAAGAAGAAGGAGGCUGUCGAGGUUGAGCUUCUGAUCAGGGAGGUUUGGGCAGAGCCAGUGUCAAAAAGGUAAAUUACUGCCCCCUCUGGUGGACACAGAAAUCACCUCAGGACCAGAGUCCCUUACUUUCUGUAAGAACCCAGAGAGAGGCUCACGUGGGAGCUUGAAGAGAAGACAUUUCUUACGUCCACAAGGUGACAUCAACAACAGAUAUGGAUACUAUGAUGGACGAGGAGAUCCUCGAGGACCGGGCCAAGCUGAAGCAGGGCCUGUGCAAAGUGCUGCAGUGUGUGGCCACCAUCUCCUCUGCAGCCGCUGUGGUUAACCCCAUUUUUGGCGUGGCUGGUUCCCUGAUCAGGGUGGUGCUGCACCACAUUGAUGAUGAAGACAUCCGCACCCUGAAGCGGGAGUUCGGCUCUGUGAACAAGGGGCUGGAUCAGCUGUCCCAGAUGAACCGCAACACGCUGCUUCAGAUCAGGAAGGAAACGCUGGACGGCCAGUACUGCCGCGUGGAGGAGAACCUGAAGAACCAGUUCAGGAAGUUCAUGGCGAUGGUGGAGGCCCGGCCGGAGCACCGCGAGGGUAAGAAGGAAGACUUCGAGGAGAGCUUCGCCAAUGACUUGGGAGACCAGAACCUUCACACGCUGUAUGACGGCGUGGUGGGCAAACCUAAGCUCUUCAGCCGGCCCAUCCUGGAGGUCUACCUGAAGCACUCGCAGGGCGAUCGCCAAACUAUGGAGCUCCUCUGCACACGCCUCACCUACUUGUUCUGCAUCGGCCUCAUCGCCCUCAUGGGCUACGCUGCCGUCAUCGGAGACGACGAGGAGGGUCUGAGCGAGGAGUGGUCCGAGAAGAUGGAGCACGUGCAGACGAAGAUGCAGGAGGCUCUUUGCAGGUGCAAAUGAAGACGGAGAAGCAUGAAGAAGAGCUUUUUUCUGCAAUGCUGCUUUUCUGUCAUUUUCAGGACUCAUGGCCUCUUUCCCUCUGUGACUCCUACUGUACGUCUUCCUUUUUCUUUCCCUUCCUGUAAGCACUUUUAAAAAAUCUACUGCCUGAAAAUCCAGUGGUAGUGAACAACAAUACGUUUAUUCAUAACACUAUUUGUCCAGAUUUCCCGGAUAUGCAAAACAGACUUUGAGCCUAAGUGAUACGGAAUAUGAUAAUGAUAGACUUGAUAUCAUCACCGGCUCAAAUUCAGAGAUAACCAUCAGGAUUUGUGAUAAAUCUGGAUAGGAGUGCAGUCACUGUGAGAUUUAAAAGCUAAAUGUGAAGCUGCAGAGUUAGAACACUUAACACUACAUAUAUAAAACAGCAGAACACUACCAUGAAUAUGUUUCUGUCUGAUCCAGACAUCAUUCAGAAAUAUUGAAAUCAAUCUUUGAUGCACUUAGAUCUCACUUUACAUGUUUGACUUUGCAAUGCAGCCUGAAUCAUUCUGCACUUGAUGUUGUUUUCACAUUUCUAACACUACAAGGAAUCAGAUUAUAGAAAUGAACAAGUAGCCAUACUAAAACGUCAACACCAGAGACAUAAAUGUACGAUGUAAAGGAAUACUAAGUGUUUUAUGUUGCUGUCAUACUAAUGUACGUCCACUAGAGGGAGCUUUUUAAAGCCAAAGCGUUAUGUUGCUUUACAGCAAGUUUUACAAAAGCAGCAAACACCCAAAAGUUAUCUUAGCUAUGAAUGUAACUGCUGUGAAAUUAUCACAUUAUCAUCAUAUAUAUAAUCAUACUGCCAUGUGCAAACUAAUACAUGUACCACGGUAUGCUUCAGAUGCUUGGAGAUUAUAAUACAGUAUCCAUGAGUGUUGCUGCUAAAUAGCAAACUGAAUCUAAUUUAACUCUCCUUUCUGAUGCUGCUGAACUGACGUCUUCAUUUUCAUUCAGUCAGAAAUCCCAGGUAAAGAAUUAAAAACACUAAAUGUACACCUAAAAAUCUAAUCAGUGAUAUCACUACAUCUGAUAAAGCAUAACGACUAAGACGGAUACACUACCUAUAAUCUUCUCUCACUACUAUUUGUUCUUCCUUUCCACUACAUGAUGGAUAUUAUGUUCUUUACUUUCAUGAGGUAUUUGAUAUUUAAAUGUCAUCACAGGAUAUCAUACCGUCAGAGGAUGAAUCCUUUUUCUCUCUGCCUGAUCUUUUCUCUCUCACUGUUUGUGUGUCCUAUUGCCUUAAUUAAAGCAAAGCAGGAGGUUCACCAAGUAUAUUUGUAAUGUAUAAAUCAAAUUAUCUUUGGGUUUCUUGGGAGUGUGGCCAUUCAGAGGUGAUACAACAAACAUGUAUCAACCAUUAUUUCAGUUUCUUUGUAAGUCUCAUCAGGAUAAGCUCUGUCCUCUCGCUCUCCACUUCUGACCAACAGUGCCUAAAUGUGCCAUCACUUUGUAUUAUUCUUCAUUUUAAGGGUUUCUUUUUGUAAUUAUUUUAACAUUUUGUGUACGGCAUUAUGCUUUAUUAAAGGUCUUUAUGCUAUGUUUAGAUUUAAACGUGCUUAAAUAUUUUUUUACUAUGUCUUUUUUUUUAUUUGAGCAAACAAGCAGUAUCAGUCGUAUCAGGCUGGUUUAAAUUUCUGCACCAGGACGGUUCAGCGAGAGUCAGCGAGGUUAUAUAGGAAAAAAAAAAACACAAACAGCACUGCAUAAACAUCGUUUUCAUAUCUCACAGGUCUCACCUGUGUAACUCAUCUUUAUAAUAACUCUACCCUGAACUGCUCUUUGGUUUUGUGGCUUUGUGCCAUCUCUCUCAUUGUUGCAUCAGAUUCAAUGCAAGGCUGCAUAAAGAGUAUAUUCAACAUGCUGUCGACAUGGAGGAUAAUUAUAUGCACCUCUUAAAGGCUUUUUAUGAAAUGUCUUUUGUGAAUAUGUUGCCUUUUUGUUAUGAGUCCUUCAUGCCUGGUUGUACAUGUACCACUAGAAAUAAAAGAGUGGAAAAUAAA